CGGCUGCAGUAAAAAAAAUAAGCCUCUACUUCCCUUCUCUCCUGUCUCUGUUAACCUCUGCAAAAAACAUGAAUUGCAGUAUCAGUCCAUUACCACCUGCACAGCCUCAACCUCCUCUCAAACUAAUCAAAACUAUAUAUCCCACUCUCUCUCUCUCUUAAAUUAUUGAAUUUUUAAAACCUUUCUUUUUUUUCUCAAUCCUUUUCGAGUCAUGAUUUAUGAUCAUUACUAGGACUUUAAGAAGAAAUAUACAAUUGCAAAAGCUUAAAACUUUGAUGGCCAGUGCUUUUUAGUUCACUUUUUUCUUUUUGGAAAAAUUGAAGAUAGUAAUGUCUGUUUCGGAGCUAAAGGAGCGCCAUGUGGCGGCGACUGAGACGGUGAAUUCUUUGAGAGAACGAUUGAAGCAGAAACGCCUUCUUUUACUUGAUACAGAUAUGGCGAGAUACGCAAGGGCGCAAGAGAGGAGUCCGGUGAGUUUUGGGCCCACCGAUCUGGUUUGUUGCAGGACUCUUCAAGGACACACUGGCAAGGUAUAUUCGUUGGAUUGGACCCCUGAAAGGAAUAGAAUAGUAAGUGCUUCUCAAGAUGGGCGAUUAAUAGUGUGGAAUGCUCUAACAAGUCAGAAAACUCAUGCCAUAAAGCUACCUUGUGCGUGGGUGAUGACAUGUGCUUUCUCUCCUACCGGACAAUCUGUUGCUUGUGGUGGUCUUGAUAGUGUUUGCUCAAUUUUUAACCUGAAUUCACCAACUGAUAAGGAUGGGAAUCUACCUGUAUCGAGAAUGCUUAGCGGGCAUAAGGGCUAUGUAUCAUCCUGUCAGUAUGUUCCAGAUGAGGAUACCCACCUGAUAACAAGUUCUGGCGACCAGACGUGUGUUUUGUGGGAUAUUACAACGGGCAUUAGAACUUCCGUGUUCGGAGGAGAAUUUCAGUCUGGACAUACUGCUGAUGUGCUAAGUGUCUCAAUUAAUGGAUCAAACUCUAGAAUGUUUGUAUCUGGUUCCUGUGAUUCAACUGCCCGGUUAUGGGACACCCGAGUUGCAAGUAGAGCAGUGCGCGCAUUUCAUGGGCAUGAAGGAGAUGUCAAUGCUGUAAAGUUCUUUCCUGAUGGUAAUAGAUUUGGAACAGGCUCGGAUGAUGGCACUUGCAGGUUAUUUGAUAUCAGGACUGGGCACCAGCUCCAAGUUUACGAUCACCAGCAUGGUGAUAAUGAGAUCCCACAUGUAAUCUCCAUUGCAUUUUCAAUAUCAGGAAGACUCCUCUUUGCGGGAUACUCAAAUGGUGACUGUUAUGUUUGGGACACUUUAUUGGCAGAGGCUGUUUUGAACUUGGGAUCUUUGCAGAACUCACACGAGGGCCGGAUAAGCUGUUUGGGUUUGUCAGCUGAUGGAAGUGCCUUGUGUACAGGAAGUUGGGAUACAAAUCUAAAGAUUUGGGCUUUUGGAGGGCACAGGCAGGUAAUCUGAUUCGAGCAGAAGGAUCGAAUCAAAUGUCUUGUUUCCUCUCAGGUUCAUGCUUCUCAAAGCCUUUUCAGAUGCACUGUGCUGUUGGUAGAUUCCUUCACAUUCUCGUCAAGUUUAUGUGAACCAUAUCUCUGUGCUGCUGCCUGUAAUUCUCAUGUGAAAAUGGAAAAAUGCAUGAUCUUACUUGGUGAAAUUGGCUAUUCAUGUUAUAUCUGGCCACAGUAUCAAAGUUGCCUGUUUAAUUUGUACGUACCAAUUACUGUAUCCUGUACCUUUAUUUAAUGAAAAAUCUUCGUUUUCUUUAA
Populus nigra (black poplar) is the source of this 1765-nucleotide messenger RNA. Its product is annotated as guanine nucleotide-binding protein subunit beta-2-like. The transcript is spliced from 6 exons. Lineage: Eukaryota; Viridiplantae; Streptophyta; Magnoliopsida; Malpighiales; Salicaceae. The record is from RefSeq and is a predicted model, not a curated record. Gene Ontology annotation, molecular function: protein binding; signaling receptor complex adaptor activity. Gene Ontology annotation, cellular component: cytoplasm; heterotrimeric G-protein complex. Gene Ontology annotation, biological process: G protein-coupled receptor signaling pathway. The coding region runs from base 330 to 1463 and encodes 377 amino acids.